This is a messenger RNA of Ectocarpus sp. CCAP 1310/34, 398 nucleotides long. NCBI's taxonomy places the organism in Eukaryota, Phaeophyceae, Ectocarpales, Ectocarpaceae. The record is from the annotation of a GenBank genome assembly.
CCCCUCAACCAUCACACCAGCGGUUUGAGCCGGCCACUUGGCGGAAGAGAGCCAAGGAGAGGGCCUAGACGUAGAGGGCGGUGUGUUGUGUGCGUCCUUCGCGGGUAGAUCAGGGAUUGCGCAGUACAGGCAGAGAGAGAGAGAGUUGAGGGUGUACGCAAACGUCACUCUCCUCUCCUCCUCUCUCUCUCCGCAUGAUGUCGGACAACCAGCAUCAUCAACGGCUCAGCGUGUGCCUCAUGCUGAUGCCGAUCCUGGUGCUCUCGUGCGGCUACCAGCGUGGUCCCGGGGACGCGGCCGCGUUCGUGGCACCCAGCUGUCUGCAGCGGCAGCGACUUCUGGGUAGGCGUGCAUGCUUGUCGAGAGGUGGCUGCCUGGGCAUCAGCCAGACCAGGUGA